This is a messenger RNA of Malus domestica (apple), 933 nucleotides long. NCBI's taxonomy places the organism in Eukaryota, Viridiplantae, Streptophyta, Magnoliopsida, Rosales, Rosaceae. The record is from RefSeq and is a predicted model, not a curated record.
AUGGAUCAAUCAAAUGUUGGUGUUGUCAAGCAACAUGUUGAGAAACCUGAGAAAUUCAAGGGAGUUGAUUUUAAACGUUGGCAACAGAAGAUGUUGUUCUACUUGACAACUCUGAACUUGAGUCACGCCAUUACUUCUGAGGCCCCUGAAGCACCAGAAAAGGGAGAUAUUCCUGCCGAAAUUCUGCAGGCUAUAGAAGCCUGGACUCACAGUGAAUUUCUAUGUAGGAACUACAUUUUGAAUGCUUUAGAUGACUCUUUGUAUGAUAUUUAUUCAUCCUAUAAGACGACGAAAGAUCUAUGGGAGUCUCUGGACAAAAAGUAUAAUCUAAAGUGGCUAGUUCCAAGAAAGAAACUGCCUUCGAAUUGGAAGGACUUUAAGAUUUAUCUGAAGUAUCUAAUUGAAGACAUGAGCAUAGAUCAGUUGAUUCUUAAACUACGUAUGGAAGAUAAUCAUCGUAAAAAUGAGAAGUAUGAUGCCUCAUUGCUGGAGGAAAAAUCCAAUGUUGUGGAAGGAGGAGACUCACACAAGGCAAAGUACCAUCAGAAAAACAAAGGCAAUGAUGCUGCAAAGAAAGCACUGACUGCUGCAAAAGGGAAAACCUUCAAGAAAAUCAUAGAAGGUUGCUGGGUUUGUGGAAAGAUAGGUCAUAGGGCAAAGGAUUGCUGCCACAAGAAGGAUCAGAAUACUGAGAAUUCUAAUCAAGCAAACAUUGCAGAAGACAAGUUUGUUGCUAUUGUAUCUGACGUUAAUUUAUUAAGUAAUUCCAAUGACUGGUGGGUUGAUAUAGGAGCAACAAGGCAUGUUUGGAAGGGAAAAGUGACGCUUAAACUCACUUCUGGAAAAGAGCUUUCACUCACCAAUGUUUUGCAUGUUCCCGAUAUUUGCAAGAAUCUGAUUUCUGGGUCGUUUCUAACAAAGGUUUCAAAUUAG